Molecule: messenger RNA, 1011 nt
Organism: Aspergillus nomiae NRRL 13137
Lineage: Eukaryota; Fungi; Ascomycota; Eurotiomycetes; Eurotiales; Aspergillaceae
Product: SGNH/GDSL hydrolase family protein
Exons: 4
Coding region: 1-1011 (336 amino acids)
Molecular function (GO): hydrolase activity, acting on ester bonds
Source: RefSeq, a predicted model, not a curated record
AUGCGCUUCAUAUCCCAUCUCGUGCUUACUGCCAGUGCUUCCCUAUCCGUAGCCCUUCCUUCGGCAUUGCCAUCGCAAGGAUUUGACUGGGAUUCUAUUCAGUACUUGCUCGCCUUCGGUGACUCAUAUACAUACGUCCAGGGAACAGAAGGGCAUCAGAACUAUAGUUUCAUCGGGGAUCAACUGAAUCUCGAAUACAAUGCUCAAACUCUGCUGACCAACAAGAUUGUGCAAAAUCAGACCGCGACAGCAGAAGGUGGCCCUAACUGGGUUGAGUUCCUAACAGGUUGUGGCUUAGAAGAAGGGUUAACUUCCCCAUUAAGCUGUACAAGACAACUGUGGGAUUUUGCUUUCGCAGGAGCAGACAUCUCCGUGGAAUACACCCCCCUGCACCAUAAUUUCACCGUCUCACUUGUCAACCAAGUCGCGCAAUAUAGAGCAUACGGUCACCCAGUUCUCAAAAAUAUAGUGGAACCUUCGAGGGCGCUGGUUGCCAUUUGGAUCGGCAUCAACGAUAUCAAUGACAGCGCCAAAUAUGCUGUCCAUUUUCCCACAUUCUACGAUGAGCUUAUGGAUACCCUUUUCGCCUCUGUCCGGGUCCUUCAUUCCUUAGGAUAUCGCUCUUACCUUUUUAUGAAUCUCCCACCGUUAGACAGGACACCAAGCAACCAGAAGACGGCCAGCCCAAGUCCCAAUGCGACCCAGGUGGCAUGGUUCAAUGAGGCAUUGGCACAACAUGCAUUUAACUUCGAUAAACAGUACCCUGAGACUAAUGUAGUGCUUUUCGAUGCACAUUCGGUUCUAAACGAUAUGAUGGACCAGCCAGCGCAGUAUGGGAUUACAAACACGACUAGCUUCUGCCCCGGCUAUGAUCAACCGGAUAUAGAAUGGAACUAUCAAGCUUAUGGCUGCCCAACGCCUCUGGACAGAUAUUUUUGGUUUAAUUCUGGGCAUUUGACUAGCCAUGUGCACAAGCUACUCGCCAAAGCUCUAGAACGCCGAUUGGAAUAA